Pseudomassariella vexata is the source of this 1278-nucleotide messenger RNA. RefSeq names its product WD domain-containing protein. The transcript is spliced from 2 exons. The record is from RefSeq and is a predicted model, not a curated record. Gene Ontology annotation, biological process: positive regulation of TORC1 signaling; cellular response to amino acid starvation. Gene Ontology annotation, cellular component: Seh1-associated complex; nuclear pore outer ring. The coding region runs from base 1 to 1278 and encodes 425 amino acids. Lineage: Eukaryota; Fungi; Ascomycota; Sordariomycetes; Amphisphaeriales; Pseudomassariaceae. Gene Ontology annotation, molecular function: protein binding; structural molecule activity.
AUGCCUCCCCCAGAAAGUGUGCCGUCCCUUAUGGACGAUAGCACUAGUUUCGACCUCAUUGCGCAUGGACACCGCGACGUGGUGCAAGCCGUGACAUUCAACGCGUACGGCGACCGAUGCGCGACGGGCUCGGUCGAUGGCAAGAUCCGCGUCUUCAACCGCCAGAAAGACGGCAUAUGGCGCAUGUGCGAUCAUUGGGAUGCCCACAGCGGAGAGAUUCUAGAGCUCCAGUGGCUAGCACCCACAAUCUACCCUAACAUCCUCGCAUCGCUCGGCAUCGAAGGCCGAUUCAAACUCUGGGCCGAAGACGACACAGCUGCGCCAGGCCGCCGGUUUAGUUCACGUGGCGGUGGUAGUAACGGCAAAGCCGCUUCGGAGACAAGAUCUGGCAAAUACCCUUACCGAUCAUUUUCGAUCAAGCACAACGAGGAGACGCGCUUCACGUACUUCGCACUAUUGAAUGCCGAUGGAAUGCUCACUGUCCACGAGAGCGAGGAGCCCGAGUCCCUGGCCGACUACGGCAAGAUCGAUGAGUUCCAGGCGCUGCCCAAGCCGAGUCGUGGCGAGGAGACCUGCUUCAAGGUCCGCUUCGAUCCGAAUCCCGACCCCUGCUAUACCGCCUUGAGAGCUGGCGUACCUACUGAUGCACUGAGCUUGGUGGUUUCUGGAUUGAAUACCGUGAGAAUCUUCCGUACUCGCGACACCGUCGCUGGAAGCUUCGGUGCUGUGACGAGCAAGAAGGAGUUCUACCUUGCGGCCGAGAUCACCGGACAUACGGGUUUGGUGCGUGAUGUUGCCUGGGCACCGGGAAAUUUCCGCGGGUACGACAUUAUUGCGACAGCUUGCCAAGACGGGUUCGUCAGGGUGUUCCGAAUCGACACGCCUUUUGCGAAGGACGACGGCAGAUCGUGGUCUACGGCCGACCUUGUAAAGAAGGAUAGGAAGGAUGAGGAUCAGGCAGCCGCGAGAACCCGAAAGGAACGAGGACAGGCGCACGCUCUCUCAGGCAUAAGAGCCGAGAUCGACAAGUCGGGAUCCCACGCCGAGCGCAAUGCGACCGGCCAGCCGGGACUGGUUGAACACAAGGUCAAGGAAUUGUCUAAGCUUGAUAGCCACCGCUCGCCCGUCUGGAGGGUUGGAUUCGACGAUGAUGGUCAGAUCUUGGGCAGUGUAGGAGAUGAGGGCAAGCUGAUGUGCUAUCGACAAAAGCCUGAUGGACUGUGGGCCAAGAGCUCCGAGUUGGGCAUGAUGAAGACGAAAAUGGUCGCGCCUUCAUAA